AUGUCCGAACCCUCAGCCACCACGUACAAUGUGUUGGAGCCCAAGCUGGCUUCCCCGGCCCCCUCCCUGCCCCCGGCCCUCGACCUGGACCCCGACCCAGACCCCGAUCCUGACGGGCUGCACCCACACGAGGAGCAGUAUGUGAGCGAGGCCGAGACCAGCCUGCUCCCACCGCAGCCGGAGCCCCCCGCCUGCAGGGACGCAGAGACCAUCACAGAUGUGUGUAACAGCACCGACCUGCCAGAGUUCGAGAUCAUCAGCCUGCUGGAGGAGCAGCUGCCGGUGUACCGGCUGAGGGCCGACACCGUCUACGGCUACGAUCACGAUGACUGGCUGCACACGCCGCUGGUCGCCCCGGACACCAGGAUCGACCUGACCACCGAGCAGAUCGAAGAGACCCUCAAAUACUUCUUACUAUGUGCAGACAGAGUGGGCCAGAUGACGAAGACCUACAAUGACAUCGAUGCUGUCACACGUCUGUUGGAGGAGUUGCACAGCGUGACUCGAAGAAUGAACAACUGGCAGGGAGAAAAAACUCCCCGAGGACCGAGGAUGUCAGACGGAUACCAACCAAGAUGGAAGGUCAAGGAGUGGGACGGUCACGUCCAACGCCGGUCACCCCAGGCCGGCGUACAGAUUGAGGGAGCGUCGGCCUUCGGCUAG
Molecule: messenger RNA, 663 nt
Organism: Notothenia coriiceps (black rockcod)
Lineage: Eukaryota; Metazoa; Chordata; Actinopteri; Perciformes; Nototheniidae
Exons: 6
Coding region: 1-663 (220 amino acids)
Biological process (GO): vesicle transport along microtubule; endosome to lysosome transport; mitochondrion distribution
Cellular component (GO): dendrite; mitochondrion; cytoplasmic vesicle
Molecular function (GO): myosin binding; GABA receptor binding
Source: RefSeq, a predicted model, not a curated record